AUGUCUUUCGGUCAAUUGGAACCCAACGAAAAAGUUCUUGUAGGUUGUAUCGGUGGUUCAGGUUUAUAUCACCUUGACAACCUGACUCCUGUCAAGAAACUUGAUAUCACUACACCCUGGGGAAAACCUUCUUCACCCAUAACCAUUUCCUCUCUUCCUUCAGGAGCUUUGAUUGCAUUCAUAUCAAGACAUGGACCCCAUCAUACCAUCACACCUACUGAAGUACCUGGACGAGCCAACAUAGCUGCUUUGAAACACAUAGGAUGUGAAGCCAUCGUUGCCUUUUCAGCCGUUGGAUCUUUAAGAGAAGAGAUCGCUCCUGGACAUUUCAUCAUUCCUGAUCAAAUCAUAGAUAGAACAAAAGGUAUUAGAGAAGAUACAUUUUUCAGAAAUGAAGGUGUCGUCGUACAUUCUAUGUUCGGUGAACCGUUCUCAAAGAAAUUGAACGAAUUCGUAGCUCCAAAAGUCGAAAAAAUCUUAAAAGAAGCUGAAGGACAAGUAAAAUUACACACAGGUAAAACUGUCGUUUGUAUGGAAGGCCCCGCUUUCUCCACUCGAGCAGAAUCUCUGAUGUAUAGACAAUGGGGUGGUGAUAUUAUCAAUAUGUCUGUUAUUCCAGAAGCCAAACUUGCUCGAGAGGCUGAGUUAGACUACACUCUCAUCUGUACUUCUACCGACUUUGAUGCCUGGAGAGUUGGGGAAGAUCCAGUCACGGUCGAAGAAGUCAUUAAGACUCUCCAUACCAACGCGGGAAACUCUAGAGCUGUCGCUGCAGGUCUUUUACAAGAUGUUCAUGAUGUAGUUGCUGAAGGGGAACUCUUGAACGAAAUUAAAGGUUCCAUGAAAUACGCUUGUAUCACUCGAGUCGAGUCACAACCUGAAGAUGCUAGAAAGAAGUUUGCAUACAUCUUACCUUAUUUCUCUGAUUAG
Kwoniella shivajii is the source of this 930-nucleotide messenger RNA. Its product is annotated as S-methyl-5'-thioadenosine phosphorylase. Gene Ontology annotation, cellular component: cytosol. Gene Ontology annotation, molecular function: S-methyl-5-thioadenosine phosphorylase activity. Bases 1 to 930 code for a protein of 309 amino acids. The record is from RefSeq and is a predicted model, not a curated record. Gene Ontology annotation, biological process: nucleoside metabolic process. Lineage: Eukaryota; Fungi; Basidiomycota; Tremellomycetes; Tremellales; Cryptococcaceae. The transcript is spliced from 6 exons.